AUGGGCGGCGGGCAGCUCACGCAACCGCUCGAGCGCGGCAUGGGCGCCGCGGAGCUCGCUGCUGCGGAGGAGGCCAUGAGCGGUUCGCUGGAGUUCGGCGAGCUUCUGAGCUUCCUGGACUGCUUCUGGGACGAUCUGGACCUCGGCGCGGUCAGCAGGCUCUACACGGCGGAGGAGAUCCUCCAUGACACGGUGCACGGCGUCACUGCGCCCGGCGCGUUCGGCGAGGUCGCGAUGGCGUUGCUUCACGCCCUGCAGCCUCGAGCGUCGGUCGGCAAGUGGGCAACGUCGCUCCGGAACGCGGUGGCCCGUCUGUGGAGAGCGCACGUUGACGACGAAACGAAACAACACCCGUUGGAAACCUGCGAACGCGAUGAGGUGGCGCUGCGGGCGUGGUUCGCGACGAGCGACCCCCGGGACCGCCUCGCGAUCCUGUCGUGCCUGUGCACGACGCUCCUGUCGCGCCGCUGCGUCACGGAGGUGAUGCCGGAGGACGAGGACGACGGAGGCGAGGUGCCGAGGACGGCCGCGAGGUUCGCGCGAGAGGCCAUCGCCAGGCGGCGCGUCGAGUGGACCGAAGUCGACGGAACCUGCUACGCCUUCGUACCGCUCCGCGCCCUCGCGUCCUUCCAAAUCUACUCCUUCUCCCCCGCGACCGGCGAAUCUCGCUGCCUCGCGCGAACUGAAGCCGCGUACGACGCGCUUCUGGCCUCGACGCGGGCCAAGCCUGCUGUCCGGCGCAUCGCGGCGCGGCGCCAGCAGCUCCUGAGCAUUCGCAACACCGAGGGAUUCGCGCCGUGCAGGCCGUGGAUCGUACAGCGGUCUCCGUCCCAUGCCGGCACCGAGGCUGCACCCACUGCGCAAAGCGGCCACAAGCAGCCUGCGCACUUGGACCAGACAGACGAGGACGACGACUGGGACUGGGACCGCUGGCCCGCCGACGUGAUCGUGGCCGAGUCGGCCUGCGGGGGGUUCUACGCCACAUCCCCCCACCGCGUCGGGCACGCGCACCUCGUCCCGCGCGGCGUGGCGCUGGAGGCGGCGCAGAUCUCCGGCGGCCGCACGUGGGCCGCGCUGGUGGACGAGUACCGCGCGGCGUACCGCCAGGAGCUGUGGGACCACGGCGACGGCGCCGUGACGCCCGCGGCCGGCCUGUGCAGGCUGCUGCGCGUGCUCGCCGGCGAAGCGGGGGGCACUCCGCUGCUGACGAAGGCGUUCUGCAAGAAGGACGCGGUGGCGCGGUACGCGACGCUGACGACCGCGUUCCUCGUCACGCGCGCUCUCGCUGGCGAACAGCGGCGCGCCGAGGAGGUGGCGGCGGAGGUGGCGGCGACAAAGGGGCGGAUCGCGGCGCUCGAGGCCGAGCUGGCGCGGCUGCGCGCGUAG
Molecule: messenger RNA, 1386 nt
Organism: Pedinophyceae sp. YPF-701
Lineage: Eukaryota; Viridiplantae; Chlorophyta; Pedinophyceae
Source: the annotation of a GenBank genome assembly